UCGCCUGCUCCUUAGCACUGACAUCCGUGAGGCUGGGGCUGCAGCGCUGCCUGCAGAAAGCCAAAGCUAGCUGAAGCUGUCUGCUCUUCACUCUGCUCUCCAGGGAUACCUCCGGCUGCCUCGGCUCAGGCCGGCUCAGCGGCACCAUGUCACUCGCACACACCGCUGCUGAGUACAUGCUGUCAGAUGCCCUGCUGCCAGACCGCAAAGGACCCCGCCUCAAAGGACUGCAGCUGGAACUGCCCCUCGACCGGAUGGUCAAGUUCGUAGCUGUGGGCUUCCCCUUGCUGUUGAUGUCCCUGGCAUUCGCCCAGGAGUUCACUUCUGGGUCUCCAAUCAGUUGCUUCCCUCCCAGCAACUUCAGUGUCCGCCAGGCUCUCUAUGUGGACAGUUCCUGUUGGGACUCAUUGGUUCACCAUGAACAGGAUGAAACUGGCCAGUUCAAGACAAAAUCCCUCUGGCCACACAAGGCCCUCCCCUAUUCUCUGCUGGCUCUGGCUAUGGCCAUGUACCUGCCCGUCCUGCUGUGGCAGUAUGCAGCUGUGCCCGCCCUCAGCUCAGAUCUGCUGUUCAUCAUCAGUGAACUGGACAAAUCCUACAAUCGCGCCAUCCGCCUAGUGCAGCACAUGUUGAAGAUCCGACAGGAGAGCUCCGACCCCCAUGUUUUCUGGGAUGAGCUGGAAAAGGCUCGCAAAGAGCGGUACUUUGAAUUCCCCUUGCUGGAGCGAUACCUGGCAUGCAAGCAGCGCUCACAUUCACUAGUGGCAACCUACAUCCUGAGGAACUCCCUCUUGCUCCUCUUCACCUCAGCCACCUACCUGUACCUUGGUCACUUCCACCUGGCCAUCUUCUUCCAAGAAGAAUUCAGCUGCUCCAUCAAGAUGGGCCUGCUGAGUGAUGAGACUCAUGUCCCUGACCUGAUCACCUGCAGGCUGACUUCCUUGUCCAUUUUCCAGAUUGUCAGCCUCGCCAGUGUUACAGUCUACACCCUGCUGGUUCCAGUGAUAAUAUACAACCUCACACGGCUCUGUCGGUGGGACAAACGACUCUUAUCCCUGUAUGAGAUGCUCCCAGCUUUUGAUCUCCUUAGCAAGAAAAUGCUGGGAUGCCCCAUCAAUGACCUCAACCUGAUCCUUCUUUUCCUCCGAGCCAACAUCUCCGAGCUCAUCUCUUUUAGUUGGUUAAAUGUCUUGUGUGUAUUGAAGGACACAACAACCCAGAAGCACAAUAUUGACACAGUGGUUGAUUUCAUGACUUUAUUGGCUGGUUUAGAACCCUCAAAACCAAAACACCUCACCCACCGGGCAUGUAACGAACAACUGUAGUGAAGAAAUAAUAUAACAAGGAAGUCUGUGGAAAGCAAAUCUCCCUUCUUCUUCACCCAAAGCCAACACACAAAAAUACCUACUUUGGAGAUGUUAAGUUUGGAUUUAGCUGAAUCCUAUGUCACACAUUAUAUUCUCUAAAGAAAAGAAGAUACAAUCAAAACAUAAAAAUAAAUAUCAAAGAGCUUAAGCAUCACAAAAUUAAAAUUUAUGGAAAAACUUAGGUCUAGCAUAUUCUUUGAAGAUAGUAAAGAUAAAUCUAGACAUUCCACAAGGAAAGAAGACUUUAAAGGCUAUUUCUGAAGCCA
Messenger RNA from Ochotona princeps (American pika), 1633 nucleotides. It is a transcript of the gene PANX3, whose product is annotated as pannexin 3. The transcript has 4 exons. Gene Ontology annotation, biological process: monoatomic cation transport; positive regulation of interleukin-1 production. The record is from RefSeq and is a predicted model, not a curated record. Lineage: Eukaryota; Metazoa; Chordata; Mammalia; Lagomorpha; Ochotonidae. Bases 147 to 1325 code for a protein of 392 amino acids. Gene Ontology annotation, molecular function: channel activity.